AUGAACAACGCAUUACAUGAAGCAGCGAUUAGAGCAGAGGAACUCAGGAUGACACGAUCAAGAUCACUAGCAACAGGUCAGGCGCCAGGCCCCCCCCUACCAUUGCCAAAGCAGAAUAGCAGUUGGGCAGGUAACAUCAACCACGUCGACCCAGCCCUUGGAGGACCAGACCCCGACAUCGAUGGGAUGGACAUCAUCGCAGAAGAAGACGAAGAAGCAAGUGUCGUCGAUCUGCAACACCUAGUAGACGGACCACUUAUCCCCUCUGAUGCAGACGAUGUGUCGUGGCAAGCUCCGCCAGAGAAGGGGAAAGGCCGUGCAAAUAGCAGCGCACCAUCAUCAGAGGACUCCGCCUCAAGAGAUCCUAACUCUCGGGGAGAAGACUUACCAGCACCGCUCCAGUACCUCCCCUCCACGAUCUUGGAUGAGCACAAGAUAACUCCAGGAACCCAUGAUGGGAUUGGACCUUGUGAUGACCCCCAGGAGGCCCUCUGUGAUCUCUUAGGAGGGAGGGCGGGGCGAGUGGCCGUGUGUCCAAGGGAACACGAUGAUACGCUCCAGGAGCCCUGCGGUGGGGGAGCGUCGAAAUCAGCAAUGAAACAGACCACAAACCACCGAGAAGGCAAAUAUGCUGAAGGCCAAGCUUUGCUUGAACACCUGAUGGCAUUGGCCCACGGAACAACAAGCCAGAGCCAUACACAGGCAACUGGACCAGUCGCUAGUGGUAGUAAUCAACCUAUCGCAAGCGGGAGUGGGAUACCGCGACCCCGACCACGGCAGUUUAUCCAAGAGGACCCGUCUUGGAGCACAGACGACCUAAGCGACAUGCCCCUGGCCAAGCGUGCAAGGCAAGCAGCGAAUCUUCCGGCGACCAACCCAACGACGCAACAGCCAUUGGCGACACAGGAAGCAUCAGUACCCGAGUAUCACCACCAAACCCAUCACACUCACCCCUCCAACUCACACAUUCGUGAUCCAGUCGAACCCCCUAGUCAACAAGCAGGUAGCCCCCCUUCCGACACGACCAACAACGAUCAAGACCUGACGGAAGAAGCCCAGGUGAAACUCCUGAUGGCGUCCAAACGAGGUCGACUGGUACUGAAGAACGGCGAUGUAGUAGAGAACAGUCGAUACUUGGUGGCUGAUCCUAGCGACAAAAUGGAAAAAGGGUUGACCCCCCUGUCACCUGUGCUCACUCACUGGCUCCAAACUUUCAAGUCGUAUAUCCCACUCACCGUAUUUAACCGAAUUUUUCUACUCGACGACCAACAGGAGUGGAGUCGCCGUAAGGCACCAACAGAGGCCAAGAUAGACGACGGGGCAGCCUCCCUGCGCGUGUACGGAGGCGCACCACCUCCAGAAGAACUGACAAUGCAGUUUGAGGAGUGGAUAGACGGUAUGGGAUUGUUCAUCAAGUAUGUGGUGGCUGAGGGUUGGACGACUUUGGCCGAGCGAUUCAAAGGCCACAGGAACGUGGUAAUGGAGCUGAGAGAGGCGUACGGUUGGAUGAUCGCAUUAAGAUACUGUCGAAGGAUCAGGCAGGGGGUGAUGAGAGAAACGAUCGAUAACAAAAUCAAGAAUUUCAGCAGCCUUCAGUCUUGA
Melampsora larici-populina 98AG31 is the source of this 1602-nucleotide messenger RNA. RefSeq lists its product as uncharacterized. The record is from RefSeq and is a predicted model, not a curated record. The coding region runs from base 1 to 1602 and encodes 533 amino acids. NCBI's taxonomy places the organism in Eukaryota, Fungi, Basidiomycota, Pucciniomycetes, Pucciniales, Melampsoraceae. The transcript is spliced from 3 exons.